Messenger RNA from Durusdinium trenchii, 1539 nucleotides. Lineage: Eukaryota; Dinophyceae; Suessiales; Symbiodiniaceae. The record is from the annotation of a GenBank genome assembly.
AUGCUUGGUCAUCUCAUCGCAGAGAGCGGUGCGAUUGACGCUGAUAAUCUUCAACGAAUCUUUGACGAAGCGAAAGACCUAGGCUAUCCAGAGCGGUGCUAUGCCUGGAUUCUGGACAAGUUGAGCUGCGAGAAACAGCGCGGCAGCAGCAUGUACAUCGCCAUGUGGAGGCUGGCAUCACGAAGAUGUCGCUUCACCAUCAUGGAUGCACCUGGGCACAGCGACUUUUCCAAAGACAUGGUCACUGCGAUGUCGCAGGCUGACAUCGCUGUGCUGGUUGUACCUGCAGCAGAAGAGCUGGAACAAGAGAAGGAAGGUCAACUGCGUGAACAUACGUUGCUGGCCUACACGCUCGGCUUGCGCAGGAUGGUGGUGUGUGUGAACAAGAUGGACGCUGAUGCGGUGCGCUUCUCUCAAGAGCGCUUUUUGGCUGCGUGCCAAGUUGUCCGUGAGGGCUUGAAUGCUGCAGGGCUCAAAACCCACGACGUGUACUUCGACGUGCACUUUGUGCCAUCAUCUGGUUGGUUUGGAGACAACGUCACAAGCCGUUCAGACAACAUGCCGUGGUAUUGUGGGCCAACACUCAUAGAGGCACUGGACGAGACGGUGGCUUCGCACUUCAAGCCUGAUCGACCCUUGCGCUUUCCAUUGCAAGAGGUGAUGAAAGUUGGUGGCAAAGGCACGGUGGUGGUCGGACGUGUGGCCACUGGCUCCUUCAGCGUCGGCUCACGGCUCCUAUUCGCGCCAGGACAGGUGCAGGCGCAGGUCACCUCCAUCACCAUGCAGCACGAGGUGCUUGAUGAGGCUUCCAGCGGACACAUGGUCUCCGUUUGCCUUGACGUGGAGAUGAGCGAGCUGAAACGUGGUAUGGUAGGAUCCUCUGUGGAUGACAACCCUGCUCGAGAGUGUUCCUCCUUCGUGGCGCAAGUGAUUGUUCUCAGUGAUCCCCGCGCCGGUGCCAUCCACGCUGGCAGCGAACUCACUGUCUUGUGCCAUACAGCACAAGUUCUGUGUGCAUUUCAAGAGCUGCUGUCGCGAACCGAUCGUCGAACAGGUCAAGUCUUGGGCUUGCGCCCCACAGAACUGCGAGCGGGCGAUGCUGCGGUGGUUCGCUUAAAGCCUUUGGCCUCGCUGCCCGCACUGUGUGUCGAAGCGUUUGAGGAGUAUCCAGCACUCGGGCGCUUCUCAGUGCAUGACCAGAAGAUCACCGUAGCGGUCGGCGUGGUGCAGAAGGUGGAGCAUGCCGCACCGGCAGCGGUCCCUCGUGCUCCCCGGAUCCUGCGAAGUGCGCCAAAGCCUCGGCCGAAGCGGCUGCACCGGCCGGUGGAUUCGGGCGAGGAGCAGGAGGCGCCUGUAUUGAUGCCAUCGCUCCCACCGGCCUCUCCCACUCGCCGCACGCGCUCCGGCUACUGCUCGGUGUCACAGAUGCCCUCUCCGUUUGCAGCGUUCGGAGCAGUGGCUGCGAGCCAGGCGCGCCGCGCAGCGGCUUCCCCCAAGAGUGCUGGAAGUGAAGAGAUGUCGCCGGAUUCGCCAGAGUAG